This is a messenger RNA of Carassius auratus (goldfish), 1408 nucleotides long. Its product is annotated as catenin delta-2-like. Gene Ontology annotation, cellular component: plasma membrane; nucleus; adherens junction. NCBI's taxonomy places the organism in Eukaryota, Metazoa, Chordata, Actinopteri, Cypriniformes, Cyprinidae. The annotation marks the transcript as partial. Gene Ontology annotation, biological process: cell-cell adhesion; dendritic spine morphogenesis. Gene Ontology annotation, molecular function: protein binding. The transcript is spliced from 7 exons. The record is from RefSeq and is a predicted model, not a curated record.
GAAUGUGAGUUCGGCAGGAGAGGAGGCUCGGCGGCGCAUGAGAGAAUGCGAGGGUCUGACUGACACGCUGCUUUUCGUCAUCCAGACUUCCCUCGGAAGCAGCGAGAUUGAUAGCAAGACCAUAGAAAACUGUGUAUGCAUUUUGAGGAACCUCUCGUAUCGGCUUGCAGCUGAAACGUCUCAGGGACAGCAGAUGGGGACGGACGAGCUGGAUGGCCUCCUCUGUAGCGAUGCCAGCGGGAAGGACGGAGAGACCUCAGGCUGCUGGGGAAAGAAGAAAAAGAAGAAGAAGUCCCUGGACCAGUGGGAUGGUGUGGGACCGCUGCCAGAUACUGCUGAGCCCCCCAAAGGCAUUCAGAUGCUGUGGCAUCCUUCGAUAGUAAAGCCCUACCUCACCCUCCUGUCUGAGUGCUCAAACCCGGACACGCUGGAGGGGGCCGCCGGGGCACUGCAGAACCUGGCUGCUGGGAGUUGGAAGUGGUCGGUGUACAUCCGUGCGGCGGUGAGGAAAGAGAAGGGUCUGCCCAUCCUCGUGGAGCUGCUGAGGAUAGAUAACGACCGUGUGGUGUGUGCCGUCGCUACCGCACUCAGAAACAUGGCCUUGGACGUCAGAAACAAAGAGUUAAUUGGUAAGUAUGCCAUGCGGGACCUGGUGCACCGUCUUCCGGGUGGGAGCAGUGCUAGUGGAAGCAGCGGGGGUACGGCAAACAGCACAGCGGGUAAAACCAUGUGCGAUGACACCGUUACGGCUAUAUGUUGUGCCCUACACGAGGUCAUCACCAAGAACAUGGAGAACGCCAAGGCCUUACGAGACGCCGGGGGCAUUGAGAAACUCAUCGGUAUUGCUAGGAGUAAAGGAGAUAAACACUCACCUAAAGUGGUAAAGGCAGCAUCUCAGGUUCUCAGUAGCAUGUGGCAGUACAGAGAUCUCCGGAGCCUUUAUAAGAAGGAUGGCUACUCGCAGUAUCACUUUGUUGGCUCUGCCUCAACAAUAGAGAGAGACAGACAGAGACCGUACUCAUCCUCACGCACUCCGUCAGUAUCUCCGGUCCGGACAUCCCCUAAUAACCGAUCAGGUGAGUGUAUAUAUUUAUCUUUCCCAACAAUGAUAACUUAGACAUUUUGAUCUGAAGUGCUGAAAUAGAGAGUCACUGUCCGUGGUCCUGAAGUCCAAGAUCUUCAGCCUGGAUUUAAAGCAAUUACAAACAGCAGCUUGAUUCUCUCUUUAACCCUGAUAGAAUCCUAUUAAACUGAUGGGGAUUUCUCAGUGCGUCCUGGGACUCAGGGUUAAUGAUCCAGACUACUGUUGGGGUUAGUGGAUUCAUGGCCGGCUGGUGGUGCCUCUGAUACCUUUUCCGGUGGACUUAGCAUCUCGCUGAAGCAGAAAAGUACUUUUCCCAGAUUCAGA